AUGCCUACGUUAACGCCGGCGCAACUGGCGGCAUGGGACGAGACACUUCAGCCCGCCAUUUACGGCGUUUGCAUCACGUUUUUUGUGUUGGGUAAUAUUUCGGUGCCGAUGAGAAUAUGGUCGCAAUUGCGGACACAUCGAAAAGCAAUGGGGGAAGACUAUUGCUUGAUCGCGGCAUUGAUUUCUGCAGAUGUUGUCACAUUGUCCACCUUGCUCGCAGCAAGAAACGGGUUCGGGCAGCACAUCUGGAGAGUAGAAGCCACUGCUAUUGCGGCCGGGGACAAAACAUUGAGCAAUCUGCAGUCUAUCUUCACUGGCAUAUGGUUGACUUCGGUUUUCAACGGACCCUGUUUGAUUUCCAUCAAACUUGGUCUUCUCUUCUAUUACCGGCGCCUAUUCUAUACCAGUCAGAAAUGGCUCGCCAUUUGCUGGUGGGCUAAUUUGAUCUAUGCUGUUGCUUGGGCACUCGGUUCAACUCUCUUCUUCAUUUUACAGUGCUCUCCUGUACCCUACUACUGGGAACGAUUGAACCCAACGUUACAUAUUACCGGGAAAUGUUCGAGUGCUACCCAUACUGUCGCCAUCCCCCUUAUUCUCUCUACUGUUUCGGAUGUUGCAAUUCUAAUUUUACCAAUAUUCGUGGUCGCUGGAUUGCGCUUAACAGCUCAGACGAAGCUUGGGCUUGUGGCACUGUUCGGAUUUGGUUUUAUAGCUGUCGGAUGCGGUAUUGCACGCCUGAUCGUGCUGGAAGUCGACACCGAAACCACCACGGAUCCUACCUACGGUACCGUUGCAUUUGAGAUCCUUAAUGUGGUUGAGCUCCACCUGGCCAUUAUCUGUGCCUGUAUCGUGCCAAUCUUUUCCAUUAUACGCCGCCUAAUCAACGGCGAUAGUCCUAAGACUACAAUGAGUCCCGGCACGCAACGCCUGACCAAGCAAGGCUACGGUUUCUAUCGCACAGGUGAACCGGCGAGAAGUCAAGGAAGCGAAUACUUACAUCUCAGUGAAUUCCCCGAAACCCAAUCCGGGACUGUGACCUCAGCAACCAAGAACUUUUCAAGAUCCUUUUCUAGUGCUGGCAAUGGUGAUGUACCUUUAAAUGGGGUUAUCCAAGUAAAGACUGAGUUACAUUUCAGCAGCGAAUAA
Messenger RNA from Talaromyces rugulosus, 1146 nucleotides. RefSeq lists its product as uncharacterized. The record is from RefSeq and is a predicted model, not a curated record. The coding region runs from base 1 to 1146 and encodes 381 amino acids. The transcript has 4 exons. NCBI's taxonomy places the organism in Eukaryota, Fungi, Ascomycota, Eurotiomycetes, Eurotiales, Trichocomaceae.